Bombina bombina (fire-bellied toad) is the source of this 1591-nucleotide messenger RNA. RefSeq names its product neutrophil cytosolic factor 1 (gene NCF1). The transcript is spliced from 11 exons. Gene Ontology annotation, biological process: respiratory burst; superoxide anion generation. Gene Ontology annotation, cellular component: NADPH oxidase complex; cytoplasm. Gene Ontology annotation, molecular function: superoxide-generating NADPH oxidase activator activity; protein binding; phosphatidylinositol binding. The record is from RefSeq and is a predicted model, not a curated record. The coding region runs from base 269 to 1441 and encodes 390 amino acids. NCBI's taxonomy places the organism in Eukaryota, Metazoa, Chordata, Amphibia, Anura, Bombinatoridae.
UCUCUGCCACAAUAACUACUAAUAGUUAAUUGCAAUAUUACAACAUAAAUUGACCAAUCAGAGCCCAGAACUACUCAGGUUCUUGCUCCACCUCUGAUACUGUGUAUAGAAAGGAGAAGCAGCCCUAGUAAUGCUCAGUUAAAAGAAAGUCACAAAACCUAGUGAUCCCAGGUCAUCUGGAAACUCAAAAGACAGAAGCCAAGAAGAUUCACAGACAACCUCUAAGAAGAUCCACAGACAAUCAGCGAGGAUUAAAUCUCUUACAGCAAUGGGAGAGCCUUACAUCAGGCACGUGCAGCUGCUGGGCUUUGAGAAAAGAUUCUACCCAAGCCAACACUAUGUUUACAUGUUCUUGGUAAAAUGGAAUGAUCUUACAGAAAAGAUGGUUUACAGAAAAUUCACUGAGAUUUAUGAAUUCCAUAAAGCAUUAAAAGAAAUGUUCCCAAUUGAGUCUGGUGACAUAAAUAAAGAGCAAAGGACUAUACCUCACUUACCAGCUCCAAAGUGGUUUGAUGGCUUAAGAUCGACAGAGAACAGACAGGACACGCUGUCUGAUUACUGCACAGCUUUACUCAGUUUGCCCUCUAAGAUAUCACACUGCCCUCAUGUUGUACAAUUCUUCAAAGUGAGAGCGGAAGAUGUGAACCCUGUUGCUAACAACAACGGUCGGAAGCCUGAAACAUUUUUGUUGAAGGUAGAUAAUACGAAAAAAAAUGUAUCAGAUAUUACAGGUCCAAUUAUUCUACAGUCAUAUCGAGCUGUAGCAGACUUUGAAAAGAGUUCCAAGAGUGAACUAGCGAUGAAAUAUGGUGACAUAGUGGAAGUGGUGGAAAAGAAUGAAAAUGGCUGGUGGUUUGGUCAGCUGAAGAACAAGACAGGCUGGGUACCGGCUGCAUAUCUAGAACCUUUAGAUAGUCCAGAUGAGUCUGAGGAACAGGAUCCCAACUAUGCUGGUGAGCUGUUCAUUACCACAAGGGAUUAUACAGGAGAUCUGGAUGAUGAGCUAACUCUGAAACAGGGUGAAACUGUAGAAGUAAUCCAUAAACUGCUCGACGGGUGGUGGGUAGUCAGAAAAAAUGAUAACACUGGCUAUUUUCCUGCAAUGCAUCUGCAAAAAUCUGGGGAAAGGGCUCCUACAGAAGAAAGUCAGACAAAGAAGAAAGCCCUACCACCUCGCAGAUCCACUAUUUCUAAUGCACAAAGUAUACAUAUUAAGGGCCGAAAGCAGAUUAGCCAGGACACCUACCGAAGGAACAGCAAAAAGUACCUGAAGGAGCGAAAGUCUAUUAUUGAUGUUGCAAUACCCAGCACCGUUGAAGAGAGAAAAGAGGUGGAAAAUGGAUCUAAAGCACAGCCUGCCAUCCCACCAAGACCAAGCAAAGAACUAAUUCUUGACCGUUGUACAGAGCACACCAGGAGCAAGAUCCAAGCAGUGAACUGAGAGAAGUGAUUGGUGGAUGCCACAUCUCAUACGACUCUGUGUGUUAUAUAGACAGCCUCUUUUAGGACCAAAGCAAGCUAAUACCCAUAUCAUAUUAUUUUUAUUUUCAAUAUGUAUAUAAUUAAAUGGAAUAAACAUUUAUAAUUUAAA